CUGUGCUUCCCGAGAUCGGGCUCUGAGGAGGCUUUGCCGCUGGAGAUGCUUUAAGAGGCGGUGCCGUGAGAGCCCCAGAGAGGCGGCGGGGAAGACGCAGCUGGUGCAGCCCUGCUCGGUUCAGAGGGAGGGUGGAGCAUCAAGGCAAGAUCCAGGCAGGCGGCCUCUGAGCGCCAGGAGUCAACAUCAGUACGUGGACGUGGGGCCAAGACCAACAGGGACCAGUUUUAAACAAAUAUUCGGAAACUUGAACCUGUGGAUGGUGUUGCCUCCUUAAAGGGUCCAUCACGGGUCUGGAAGGGUCAACGCAUCAGACCUCCUCCCGGUCCUGGUCAGCAGGAAGAUGGGCUCCCAUGGACAGGGACUUGUGCUGGGAUGCUGCCUGCUUCUGGCCUUCACCUGUGGCCUGGUCCUGAGCCACGUGCCACGUGACCAGCGGGAGCAGCAGGAGCAGCAGGAGCAGGAAGAGGCCCAGGAGCUGCUGCCCCCGCUGGACCAUGACAAGAGGAAUGAAGAGAAACAUGAAAAAUAUAGCCCCAGCCGGGGCGGGGAGCCCCCCGCCUCCAGGUGCUUCCGCUGCUGCGACCCUGGGACCCCUGUGUACCAGGCAAUCCCCGCGCCCCAGAUCAACAUCACCAUCCUGAAAGGUGAGAAGGGUGACCGAGGGGAUCGUGGCCUACAGGGGAAAUAUGGCAAAACAGGCUCCGUGGGCGCCAGGGGCCACAUGGGACCCAAAGGGCAGAAGGGCUCUGUGGGCGCGCCCGGGGACCGGUGCAAGAACCACUACGCGGCCUUCUCGGUGGGCCGGAAGAAGCCCCUGCACAGCAGCGACUACUACCAGACGGUGGUCUUCGACACGGAGUUUGUGAACCUCUACGGCCACUUCAACAUGUUCACGGGCAGGUUCUACUGCUACGUGCCCGGCAUCUACUUCUUCAGCCUCAACGUGCACACCUGGAACCAGAAGGAGACCUACCUGCACAUCAUGCGGAACGCGGAGGAGGUGGUGAUCCUGUACGCCCAGGUGAGCGACCGCAGCAUCAUGCAGAGCCAGAGCCUGAUGCUGGAGCUGCAGGAGCAGGACGAGGUGUGGGUGCGCCUCUUCAAGGGCGAGCGCGAGAACGCCAUCUUCAGCGACGAGUUCGACACCUACAUCACCUUCAGCGGCUACCUGGUCAAGCACGCCUCCGAGCCCUAGUGGCCACCCCGGGGAGACCGCCAGCCUCCUUCCCUCCCGCCCUGCUCCGCGCCCUGCAGGCCCCGAGUCUGACCCCAUGGCCUCUCGCCCCAGUCCCUGCUUCCUUGGCUUCUGCUCCCCGGCUUUAGCCCUCAACAAGGCGCCCUUGACGGGUGGGAAGCCAGCACCACGUGGCCGCCUCUGUCGGAGGAGGUCUGCCGCGGAUGAGAUCACAGGGUGGGGCGCCUGCUGGAACUGGGAGCCUCCAGUUCCCCUCUGCACUCAGCCUGAAGUGACCCGAGGUGCACUGUCCAAGACCACAGCACCCUGCUCCCGUUCCGAGAAGUGACUGAGCAAAUGCUUGAGUCGCCAGAGGCCCUGGAGGGGAGGGCCAGCCCUGCCAUGGCAGCCUUUCCAGCAGGCUGGCUCCCCCUGAGACCCAGGGAGCAGAGCUAACAGGGGAGCAAGGGUGGAGAGCAGGGACACGGCCGGGGGUCGGGAGGCCACACCUGGCUUCAUUCCACUAGGUCACCAAUGAACCUUCCUGGGGGACAGCGGGACUGACCUCCGUGUUUGGCUAACAUUGCUGUAGCCUUGCCUGAGGGCUCAGCGGGACCUCCUGAGCCACAGCGGCGAAGCCAGGGCAGCGCAGUCAGCUCCCCAGAGGGGCAGCCGCGCCCUCUUCUGUUGGCUCUGGGCUGGUAGAAGCUGACGGCUUGCUGCAGGCCAUGGGCUCCUGACAGUGGCUGGGGACCUCAGGGACCCCUAGAUCUGCAGAUGGGGCUGGGAAGCCCAGAUAUAUCCAGGCACCACUCCUGUCCCCCAGGCCACUCUGCGCCCUGCUGGGAUCUCCAUGCCCCUGCACUGACACUGCUUCCUGUCCCUGCUCCUAGAUGGGUCAGCUGUGGGAAGUACCAGGCCUGUGGUUUGUUCCUAUCAAACCAUCUUGUAUCACCUCAGAGUCCUGUCUCCUCUCGGGUCCAGGAUCCUCUCCAGCAUCCACUACGAGGCCAGGCUGAUGGUCCAUCUAGACCUGUGCAUACCCAGGCCUCUUUGACCUGCAGCCUAAGGCAACGUGGGAGGGGCGUCCUCUGAGCCCCAGAGCAGGGAAGAGCAGGAAGGGGCUGGAGGGCUGCCCCCACCUGCUUCCGGAGCUCCAUUAGGUCAGUCUUGAGACCAGGGUAGAAGAGAACCCCUGGGCCAACCACGGGGCUCAGACUCACACCCUGGAAGGUGGAGGUCCCCUGAGGCAGGAGCCCCUGCAGCUCUCUGGGACCACCUGGUGUAGGGCAGCUGCCUCCAUGGGUGCUCCGGAAGUCCUUUUCGUUGGCCCUGCGUCCUGGCUGCAGGGUUGCCUUCUCUGACCUCGGGGAACCCGUCAGCCCUCCCUGCUGGCGCCCCAUUGACCCCCAGCCCCGGCACUCUCUCUGCCUGCUUUAGCCCUGACUUGCUGACCAGGCCUUCCUCCCACCAUGGGUGCUUCUUGGUUGUGAACCAUCCUUCUUUCCCCUGGAGCCUGUCUGCGGGUGUCCGGGGUCUGCAAGUGCCUGCUUUGGAAGGACUUGUGCUAGUCAGAGUCCACGAGGUGCAUUGCUGUGGGCGUGGCGGGAUGAGGGCCGCCUGGCCUUGCCCCGCAGCUCUCAGACCACCAACCAUUAAACUUGGAACCGUGUUUUUCAGCA
Molecule: messenger RNA, 2859 nt
Organism: Ictidomys tridecemlineatus (thirteen-lined ground squirrel)
Lineage: Eukaryota; Metazoa; Chordata; Mammalia; Rodentia; Sciuridae
Gene: C1qtnf1
Product: C1q and TNF related 1
Molecular function (GO): protein binding
Source: RefSeq, a predicted model, not a curated record